AACUAUAAAAUAAAGAAUGGAAUUUUGGUAUUUGGUUGUUGUCGAAAUACGGUCACCUUGGCUGACAGGCGAGGAAAAUUAUUUAUAUUUUAGAAUCCACGACGCUUCGCAUACGAAAAUUGCCGAAUUAUUAUAGUUACGCACAAAUUUUAAACGCAUCGGCGUACAAAUGACCAAGUGUGGCGCUAAACAACCCAAAAUUAUGUGUUAUUUGUGUUCAAAUGGUUACGCAGCAACCAAUUCACACAUAAAAAUAUAGUCGGACACCGCGGCCAUCAACAAAAAACUAAAACCACGAAUGAUAUUUGCGUGCGCAAACGGCAAUACUGCAUGCUGAAAAUUAAAAACGUGCAAAUCAUUUCGGAUUGCCGCACAUAAGAAUGCGCUCACAAUUUGUAGUGUAAUUUAUAACAAAACGCAGCAAAAUUGCUGCCGCUGCUUUGCGGUGGUGGUGCAAAAAGAACAUUAAAUCGGUGGCAAGAAGAAGAGCCAGUUGGCAGCCCCGCUCGGCUGAAGGAAGCAAACAUCGAGAGCCGCAUUUCCAUACAAUUUGUAUUUUGAAUAAACGCGUCGUGAUCCCGCGGAUCGACGACGCCAUUAGAUAGAAAUUUUCGUUCGCCCCGUAGUUAAAGAAAAGCUGCCACCAUUCGGAAGAAAAACACUUCGAAUAUGACCCACAAUAUCGGUAUGGCGCCAUAUCGUUUGCCGGGUCCAGCGGGCGGUCUCUGUCCGCCUGAUUUUAAGCCGCCGCCACCGACGGAUAUCAUCUCGGCGCCGAGUAAUCCGAAAAAACGACGGAAAACAUCAAAUGCGGCUAAUUCGGCGGCGGCAGCUGCUGCAGCGGCGGCAGCUGCGGCGGCUGCCGCUGCCAAUUCGAUGCAACAACAACAAUCGGCGCCGCCAACACCGCAGGAUUUGUUGCCACCGCCGCCGAUGAGCGGUUUCGGUGAUACAAUUGUCGCCUCCAAUCCGUUCGAUGAUAGCCCCCAGGUAUCUGCCAUGUCCAGCUCAGCAGCCGCUGCCAUGGCGGCUAUGAAUCAAAUGGGCGGCGCCGGCGGACCCGGCGGCCAUUUUGGCCCGCACCCGCAUUGGGAGGAGCGCAUGGGCAUGGGCAUGCAUCCGCAUAUGCAUCCACAUCCGCAUCAUCCAAACGCCGGUGGCGGACCCAUGGGCCAUGGGCCACACGGACCGCAUCAUAUGGGUGGACCUCCACCCAUGCGUGGCAUGAGCCCCUUGGGACCUGGCGUGAGUCCUUUAGGACCUGGCGUGCAUCCGCAUGGCAUGGGACCCGGCGUUGGACUGCCGCCGCACAUGAAUCAUGGUCGAGCUGGCGGAGUACCCAUGGGCAGUCCAAUGGGUGCAAUGGCUGGCAUGGGCGGCAUGAGUCCAAUGGGCAACAUGGGAGGACCAAGCAUAUCCCCACAUCAUAUGGGUAUGGGCGGAUUAUCACCCAUGGGCGGUCCCAACGGGCCUAAUCCGCGUGCAAUGCAGGGAUCGCCCAUGGGCGGUGCUGGUGGACAGAUGCCCGGACAGAAUUCGCCAAUGAACUCGCUGCCAAUGGGCUCACCCAUGGGCAAUCAAAUUGGUAGUCCACUGGGUCCAGGACCUGGGCCCGGGCCGGGCCAACAGCAACCAGGAACCCAACAGCAGCAGCAGCAGCCACAAAACCCGCAACAGACGCACAUGAACAAUGGACAAAUGGGUCCGCCGCCCCUGCACAGUCCGCUGGGCAAUGGGCCAACAAAUCACAGUCACAUGUCCGGUGGACCAGGUCCUGGUCCGGGUCCUGGGCCGGGCGGUUUAGUUGGGCCCGGUGGCAUGUCGCCAGCCAACAGCAACAACAACAAUAAUAACAGCAACAUGAUGGGUGGCAAUGCGUCCAACAACAACAAUAGCAAUAAUAAUAAUAAUAACAAUAACAACAAUGGCAGCAAUCCCAACAACAGCAACAACAAUCAAAAUCCUCAUCCACAUCUGUCGCCAGCGGCGGCAGGUGGCCGUCUGGGCGGUGUGCCCAAUUCAAUGCAAUCGAACGGUCCAAUGCCUGUGGCGUCAUCAGCAGUAUCGACAGCGGCGACGACGACGUCAACAUCGGUAACAGCGACCACAUCAGUGCCUACGUCCUCACCAGCGCCGCCCGCCAUGUCACCGCAUCAUGCGUUAAAUAGCGCCGGUCCCAGUCCGGGCAUGCCCAAUUCUGGGCCCAGUCCGUUGCAGUCGCCAGCUCUAAGCGGCGGUCCUGGCAGCAACAACAGCAAUAACAACAACAACAUGAGCAACAACAAUGGACCCAUGAUGGGCCAGCAAAUGAAUCCAAAUGUUCCUAUGCAGCAGCAGCAGCAGCAACAACAACAGCAGCAACAACAACAGCAGCAACAACAACAGCAGCAACAACAGCAGCAACAACAACAGCAACAACAACAGCAACAACAACAACAGCAGCAGCAGCAUGGCCCUAUGGGCGUCCAUAUGGUUGGACCACCGGGCGGACCAGGUGCACCUGGUCACGGCCCUGGUGGUCCCAUGGGCAUGGGCAUGAAUCAAAUGCUGCCGCCUCAGCAACCGCCACACCUUGGAGGACCACCGCACCCGCAGCUCAUGAAUCAUCCGCACCCGCAUCAUCCGCAUCCUGGUGGUCUGCCUCCACAUCACAUGAUGGGACCCGGACCGGGCAUGCAUGGUCCCGGUCCAGGCGGCAUGCCACCCCAUAUGGGGGGUGGCGGCGGUAAUCCGCACAUGAUGGGUCCACACGGCAAUGCUGGCCCACACAUGGGUCAUGGUCAUAUGGGUGGUGUGCCAGGACCAGGUCCGGGACCAGGCGGCAUGAAUGGACCGCCACCGCAUCACGGAAUGCCACCUCACCACGCACACUCACACCCACAUCAUCACAGCCACGGACACAGUCCGAUGGGCGGGCCGAACAUGUUUGGCGGUGGCGGCGGUGGUGGCCCCAUGGGUCCGGGUCCUAUGGGCAACAUGGGUCCCGGCCCCAUGGGUGGUCCUAUGGGCAACAUGGGCGGCCCUAUGGGCAAGCCCAUGACAAUGAGCGGUGGCAAAAUGUAUCCACCGGGUCAACCAAUGGUCUUCAACCCGCAGAAUCCAAAUGCGCCGCCCAUAUAUCCAUGCGGCAUGUGCCACAAGGAGGUCAACGACAACGAUGAGGCGGUCUUCUGUGAAUCCGGUUGUAAUUUCUUUUUUCACAGAACCUGCGUGGGACUGACGGAGGCGGCCUUUCAAAUGCUCAACAAGGAGGUGUUUGCUGAGUGGUGCUGUGACAAGUGUGUGUCUUCCAAGCAUAUACCCAUGGUCAAGUUCAAGUGCUGAAGAACCACCAACAACAACAACAACGAUGAUAACAACAACAAUCACCACCAGCUAGCACUCAUUCACUCUGUAUAAAUAUAUCCAAGCAUUAACUAUUUUAAUUGUAGGGUUUAAGCAGUUUAAGGUAACCCACAUACAUCAUACCGCAUGCGCUCACAAUAGUCAAAGGUCCCCAACGAAACCCUCAAUUUAAAUGCAAAGACUCACUAUAUAUAUAUACUAUAUAUAUAUGUGUGGCCGGAGCAGUGUUGUGAUUUUUCGCUUCGGCCAGGCUCAAUGCGCGCAUCCUUAACAAAAGCAAAAUCAAACCUUAAGCAACACUGAAAACACGAGAUAUGUGUGCUAAUUGUAAUAUAGUAUAGCAUAGUAUACAUAUAUAUAUAUAAAUCUAUAUCUGUAUCGCAUGUGAGACGAUUCGUUGUUGUCAGCCUAGAAAGCAUGAUAAGCAGAAAGUAACGGAAAUGGCAGAAAACAAAAGCAACAAAAAUCUGAAAUACACACUGAAAAAGGCGAAACGUCGAUAACGAAAGCCAAUAUCAAUCUACUCUAGUGUGUAUUAAAAAAAAAAGGCAAAAUUAUGAAUAAAAAAAUAAAAACAUCGGGAAAUUCAAGAAUGAAUAUAACGUUAAAUUCUUAAGCAAAAUGAUAAGGAAAAGCAGUUUAGAAGCGGACACAAAACGUUAUUUUUACAAUUUGUUUUCGAAUUAUUAGAGUUUUAAGUGUGUGUGGAGUGCAUGCAAAUACUAUACAUAUAUAUAUAUAUAUAAUAUACACACAUAAGAUAUCUUUAAAACUAAAUAUCGAUCUGACAAUGAGCAUACAAAUUGUAACGUAAACAAAAUUUAGCCGUGUGUGUGAAAUUGUUUUCAAGAAAAAGUCUUUCGUGUGGUGUUUUUUACUCUUGCGUCAAUUUUGCAUAAACUUUUUAAACAAAAACAAACAAAAAACUAAAGAAAAAAUACUUAAUAUGCUAAGCGAAAGAGUAUUGACGUAUCGAUUGAACUGAUAAGGAGUUUGGGUAUUUACAAAUUAUUAAAGUUCGAGAAGCAAUAAAUAGAAAACGGAAUGCGAGUGAAAUCGAUUGCGAACAAAAGAAAGCACAAGAAAUUAUUAAAUAAAUGCAGCGAAACAGAACUAAUUUAAGCAUUAAAAGUUAACGCGUGAAUUCAAAAUGAGAAAAUUGUAUAAAUUGCAACUUAAGUUAUUUAUAAUUAAAUAAAAAAAAAAAGUACAUACAAAAUAAGUUGAAAACUUUUGAUCGUGUUUACUCGCAACGUGAGAAAGCAAAACUGUGGGGGGAGUACGAUACAAUCAAAAAAUUAUAUCGUGACUUCACCCAAAUGCAAAUAAGUAGGACUUGACAACGUUUCUAUACCAACCUCUGCUAUUCAAACCUAUGUUCUCUUUGUCUCUCUGAAUAAUUGACUUGUUUACCGAAAUGGUUGGCGUAUAGAAGAGGAAAUGUUAAACCCAAAAGGGUGGUAUAUAUAUAUAUAUUCUUGGUCACUUUCAAACGUCAGUGUCUAUGUAAACUAGUCCAUUAAUCUGAAAGCUAUCUAAUUAUUCCUUGCAUAGAUACGUUCUUUUGUUUAUGUUAGUAAAUAAGUUGAGGUUGUCAUACUUUUUGUUUUUCAAGAUACUUUAAGAAAAUUCCGCAAUUACGAAAUUCAUUAUUCUUAUAAUCAAUAUCAAAUCACGUUGUAUUAAAAGUCUAUCGAAAAUCAAGUUGAAACUCUUCAGUGUCUGUGGAGUGUUAGCCAUAUGCUAUAAACAUUUUGAAUGCAUAUCUCUCUGAACCCAAAAGUUACGUAGUUUCUGCAGCUACGA
Drosophila novamexicana is the source of this 5151-nucleotide messenger RNA. It is a transcript of the gene pygo, whose product is annotated as protein pygopus. The coding region runs from base 670 to 3324 and encodes 884 amino acids. The record is from RefSeq and is a predicted model, not a curated record. The transcript is spliced from 4 exons. NCBI's taxonomy places the organism in Eukaryota, Metazoa, Arthropoda, Insecta, Diptera, Drosophilidae.